Messenger RNA from Anoplophora glabripennis (Asian longhorned beetle), 1536 nucleotides. It is a transcript of the gene Smyd5, whose product is annotated as SET and MYND domain-containing protein 5. The transcript is spliced from 5 exons. The record is from RefSeq and is a predicted model, not a curated record. Gene Ontology annotation, molecular function: histone H4K20 methyltransferase activity; protein binding. Lineage: Eukaryota; Metazoa; Arthropoda; Insecta; Coleoptera; Cerambycidae. Bases 172 to 1401 code for a protein of 409 amino acids.
AUUGCUUUUUCAUUUGAGGUAGGUUAGAAGGUGUACACCUGUGCCUCUGUGGCUCUAACCUAACCAAACAGCAGUGGGACCUCCAUGCCAAAGGGGAUAAAUUAGUUUAUCCUCUUUGAGUCUAAUCAUAGAGCUUAUAAACUUACGAGGUCUAUCUAUGACAAUUUAUCUAUGGUCUAUUAUGAGCCUAACCUAACUUUAAAGAGAGGUUAUGUAAAUUUUGUUUUCACUCGUGUUCGUGGUAUUUUUUUGCUAAAAAUGAAUGUAGAAGUACGAAUAUCAGAUACUUCUAAGGGGAAAGGAUUAUAUGCUACAAAAAAAAUUAAUAAUGGUUCAAUUAUUUUUGAGGAAGAUCCUAUUGUGUCUUGCCAAUUUUCAUGGAACUCAACGUAUCAAUACCGUGCAUGUGACCAUUGUUUGAAGCCUUUAGAAACAGCACAAGAAAAUGCGACCAGACUAACUGGACAUUAUAUGGAUUUACCUUAUUCCGAAUGCUGUAUGACAGAUAAGAGUAAAAUUGUUUCAUGUGUAAUGUGCGGCGUAGAAUACUGUUCCACAGAAUGUCGAGCAGAUGCAUAUAAUAUAUAUCAUAGAAUUCUUUGUUUACAGACAACAGAGAGGAAUAAUGUGCAUCCUUUGGAACAACUAAAUGAAGCAUGGAAACAAGUUCAUUAUCCACCAGAAACAAGCAGUAUCAUGCUCAUUGUACGAUUAUUAGCAAGAAUAAUUCAAUCUUCAAAUAGAGAUGCUGUCAUUGAACAAACUCUGCAGUUUUGCCAUCGAACAGUUAAUGAAGAUGAGGAGUUAGCACACAAUCUUUUAGGAGAGAAGUUUGCAUCUCAGAUUUCCCUUUUGUACAAUUUAUUAACGAAUGCCAUUCCCCAUGAUGGAAUCGAACAGUUCUUAACACCUGCAGGUUUUCAGGGUCUUCUUGCGCUAAUAGGUACCAAUGGACAAGGUGUAGGAACAAGUGCCAUUAGUCAAUGGGUGACAAAAACAUCAGAUCUUACAUUAACUGGUGAAGAAAGGGAAGUCCUAGACAAAUUUAUAGAUAGCCUAUAUGAUCAAAUGGACGAACAUUCUGGAAACUUUUUAAAUAAUGAAGGUGUUGCUUUGUACUCAUUACAAAGCACAUGCAAUCACAGUUGUGUGCCUAAUGCCGAACCUACUUUUUUGCAUAACAAUCACAGAUUAUCCUUGGUAGCAAUUAAAGAUAUAGAGGAGGGAGAGGAAAUAUUCAUCAGUUACUUAGAUGAAUGUACAUUAGACAGAUCGAGACAUUCCAGGAGGAAAGAAUUAAUGAAAAAUUACCUGUUCGCAUGUAAAUGUCCAAAAUGUGAGGAACAGGCUGAAGAACCAGAUGUAACUAGUGAAGAAGAAGAUGAAAACAUGAGUGACUAAAUGUCUGCCUAAUACUUGCAUAUUUUUUAAGUUUAUUUUAUAUAGUUUUUCUAUAAAACAUAUAAAAAUGUUUUUCCGACCUAAAUGUGGGAUUUGCACUUUCUUCAAAUAUAUAAUAAAGACUAUUACUUUCCA